AUGGCCCCGCGAUGCUUACUUAUCGGUACGCCGUCCAUCGCAGCGCAUCCUGAGCAACUUGAUAAGGUCUACGAAAUCCAUGACCGCAAAUCAACAGACUUGCAGAUGCUGGACCGCAUAGCGGCCGGUCUCGUCAAUCUGCCCGCCUCUACGUACGAUGUUGUCCUUCUCCUUGCCGACGCCGACGGUACAACUCGCGAGAGUCACAAACUGCUAGCACGCGAUGUCAUGAACAAAGUGGUGGGUGCAUUGAAGGUUGGAGGAGUGCUCAAGAGCCAGGCUGGUCCUCUCCAAGGCUCUGAGAAAACAGAGGCUAUUCUUGCUGGACUCACGGAAACGGCAGAUGGCAUGACAAAGCCAGAGCAAGAAGAGGCUGUGUCGAUACCGCUCAAGUUUGGCAAGAAGAGGACAGGCGCCGUCAAUGGAACAAAUGGUACAAAUGGUACAAAUGGCACGGUCAAUCCAGACGGUUCUGUCCCGCUCAACCUCAAUGGCAAGCGCAACCAAACCGAACCAGCCAAGCCAAACGGCGUAGGUUUCGUGGACUUUAGCGAUGAUCUUGACGACCCAAUCAUUACUGGAGAAGACGACGAUUUGAUCGACGAAGACGAAUUCAUCACUGAAGCAGACAUGGCCCGGCCUGUCAUUCAACCACCUGAAUGCCAGCCCAAGCCAGGAAAGAAACGACGCGCUUGCAAAGAUUGCACUUGCGGUAUGAAGGAAAAACUCGAAGCUGAAGACGCUGCCAGACGCGCCUCCGCUGACAAGGCUUUGAACGCACUCAAACUGGAUGCCGAUGAUCUCGCUGAGGUGGACUUUACAGUACAGGGAAAGGUGGGCAGCUGCGGGAACUGCGCGCUGGGAGACGCCUUUAGGUGUGAUGGAUGUCCGUACAUCGGACUACCGGCAUUCAAGCCUGGUGAGGAGGUGCGGUUGUUGAACAAUGAUAUUCAGUUGUAG
Bipolaris victoriae FI3 is the source of this 960-nucleotide messenger RNA. RefSeq lists its product as hypothetical. Gene Ontology annotation, molecular function: iron-sulfur cluster binding. Bases 1 to 960 code for a protein of 319 amino acids. The transcript has 2 exons. Gene Ontology annotation, biological process: iron-sulfur cluster assembly. The record is from RefSeq and is a predicted model, not a curated record. NCBI's taxonomy places the organism in Eukaryota, Fungi, Ascomycota, Dothideomycetes, Pleosporales, Pleosporaceae. Gene Ontology annotation, cellular component: cytoplasm.